AUGCGUUCAACUUGCUCACUCUCUGCGGACCUACCUGACCUUGUCGGCGCCAUUGUUGACGACGGUUUCUUUCGCUUAACCGAGCUCCUCGACAUCGGGAGGUUCUCCAGAGUCUAUAAGGCUGUAUCAAUCACCGAUCCCGACCUGCCACCAUGCGCCAUCAAGUGCAUGCGCCGAGUCGAUUCUGACGCCGAGAGAUUCGAGGAGUUGCGAAGCGAGAUUUAUUUACAUGCCCGUGUUGCCGACCUGCCUGGUGUCGCAUCUUUCUCUCGUGUUUUCACCGAGGCACCUGGUACCAACGACGAGCUCGUUUUUCUGGUGCUCGAGUUUGUCCCAACAAAUUUCGAGCGUCUAAUCCUCGAUAUCAACCACUUCUCCGACCGAUUCAUGGUCAUCAACCGCUCUUUCUGCGAACUUCUUGACGCAAUUGAGGCCUGUCACUCCGCGCAAGUCUUUCACUGUGAUAUCCGCCCGGCAAAUGUCCUAUGUGACACAAACGGCCUCAAUAUCCGACUGACUGACUUUGGUCUUGCCACGGAGGAGCCAAACGCAUGUCUUGGUCGAGGAGAGGCUGCCUAUCUGACUCCUGAGGCGACCAGCGGACUGGCUCUGUCCCACUCCGCUCAGGGUGCUGACCUGUGGGCUCUUGCAGUUCUUCUCUUUGUUCUCAUCACCGGAGAAGUGCCCUGGACUCGUGCACACAUGGACGACCCCCGCUACGCAGCUUUUCGUGUCGACCCUGACACCUUUCUUCAGGACGAGCAUCUGCUGUCGCCUGUCGCAGCGAGUUUCUUUAGAAGGUGUUUCUCCAUUUCGCCCAUUCUCCGCCCAUCCCUAGCCUGCAUGCGUGAAAUGGUGCUGCCCAUCGAAGUUUUCUCCAUUGCUUCCAUGGUCGGGCCACAGUCUUCGGCAGAUGUUGUCCUUGCGGCAUUGGGGAUGACCAAGAGCUGCGAUUCUUCGUCUCUCCCACCAUCACUCAUACGCAAGACCGUCCCUCGCCAGUUGCUGCCCUCACUUGGGCAAGCUUUGGAGAGUUUACCGGAGAUAGAGGUCUCAACUCCGCACACAGCCUCGCCCCUGCUGCCGCCUCUUCGUACUCGUGACAUUUAUGCAUCUGCUUCCUUGGAGGCGCUUCGGCGAUCUGUCGAUCCCCAGCCCGCAACGCCGUUGUUGCCCCUUCUCGACUCGCGAGUAUUCAUCUGGCCAACGCCCGGACCAAAAUUUACUACGACCCCGCGACUUCCUUCGCCUCCACCCGACACAGUCGUGCCUUCAUCGUUUUUCUCCCAACUAGUUGGUCUGGAGUCCAUCCCGUCGCUUCCCAAUACCGACUCGUUGCCUCCGCUGGCUGAGCUCCUGCGGGACUUCUCGGACGAUCCGCCCUCGGUGCUUCCCAACACGGACGGAUUCCCUUCUCUUGCCGAUCUCUUGUCGGAAUCCUCGGAAUCUGACUCAGAUGACGUGUCGUCGUCGGCUUCUACGGACCUGACGUCACCGGAGAGCACGCCCCCCUCGUCCCUCCCGGCCACCCACGCUGCCUCUAAGCAGUCGCUCCCGCCUCUCACCAUUCCACCGCCGCUCAAGCACGUGUUACUCACCGACCCCUCUGGAGGCCAACGGUAUUGCGCAUCGGGAUGGGCGCAGGACUCCCAACGCCGCGAUUAG
Molecule: messenger RNA, 1665 nt
Organism: Mycena indigotica
Lineage: Eukaryota; Fungi; Basidiomycota; Agaricomycetes; Agaricales; Mycenaceae
Product: Protein kinase domain-containing protein
Exons: 7
Coding region: 1-1665 (554 amino acids)
Biological process (GO): intracellular signal transduction; protein phosphorylation
Molecular function (GO): protein serine/threonine kinase activity; ATP binding
Source: RefSeq, a predicted model, not a curated record